Mytilus californianus (California mussel) is the source of this 4179-nucleotide messenger RNA. RefSeq lists its product as uncharacterized. The transcript has 3 exons. Lineage: Eukaryota; Metazoa; Mollusca; Bivalvia; Mytilida; Mytilidae. The record is from RefSeq and is a predicted model, not a curated record. The coding region runs from base 295 to 3519 and encodes 1074 amino acids.
AAGGUAUUGUCUACUCACGACUUUGUGCCUCAUUUCGGUAUGAAAGUGAAUGCUGAGAUAUAUUUUACGACUGACCAAAUAAAUUUUUAAGACAGGAUGGAGGAGAAUAAAAAACUCUUUCAACAUUAUAGUUUAAGGUAGCAUGAUUCAAAUAUUCAUAGCGCACCUUAAUCGAGAAAAUUAUGCAAAGUACAGUUAUAAAAGAAAAGAGUAGUAUUAAUUGCAUUAUCUGAUUACAGACAGGGAUAUUCAAAACCUUACUGAUGAGUCUAUAGUUACAUAUCUUUUUUGGAGAUGGAUAAUAAAAGUAAGGAAAGUGAAUCCUCUGCAACUCAAAAUUUAAAAACAGAUCAACAGUUGGAUUCAGAACAGAACCAAAAAUCAAAUAAGGAGACACUUGACAAGGAGAUUGAUUUGAAAAGCAAUACGUUAGAGCAGGAUACUGUAAAUAUAGAAAGGCUACCGAUAGCGAACGUUGGAAAUUAUGAUUCUAAACCAUCCUAUGGUUUCUCUGAAACAGAGCAAAUAAAUGAAAUUCAGAUUGAAAAUUAUCCCGGUCCUGAUCCUGAAUCAAGGACAACAUUAGAGGGAACCGCUAUAGAAACAUUGAAAACAUCAGAAAAAUUGGAUUUGGCGAUAAACAAAAUACCAAAGACUCCAAGUCUACAGACAAUGAUCACAUUGGAGGCAACGGAUCCAGAGACACGGAUUACACCAGUUACAUCAGAUGCCACACAUCAAGAGACAGGAGUACGAUCAGAGGCAGAGAAUCUAGACACAAUGAUUAAAUUAGAGGCAACAGAUCUAGAUAAAAGAAAACAACCAGAGACAACGAAUCUAGAGACAAGGGAAACACCAGAGACAACAGAUCAAAUGGAAAGGAGACCAACUACUGAUAUUUCUGACGAUGAAAAAUCGACAUCAAAUAUGGAUGAACCGACUUCGCCAAAUUCUACAAUUUUAAUUGACAAUCCUGUUUCUGGAUCAAGUUUUGCAUGGGAAAUGAAACAAUUUGAUAGUCCAAAAACGACUGAUCGUCAAGAAGAAAACCAACCAUAUUCUUCGCCAGUUAUUUUAUCACCAGAGACAGCAGGAAACUGUAAUGUUCUAACACGUAGGCAUAUACCACGAAAUGAAGGCCAGGAAUCGCCGAUUAAUACACUAAUUGCAGAAGAAAAUGAUGAAUGGAAGAAGAAACCUCAUUUUGAAAGACGUAGGAUGUUUAACCUAACAAAACAUAUAAUUUCCAUUGUGCUUAUUAUUCUCGAUCUGGUGUUUGAUUGGGUCGAAUAUUCUGAAAUGAACAAAAGAGGAAACUAUACACUCGUUGCAGAACGAAGAGUUAAAGAUGUAGAAUUCACCAUCGAAUGCGAAGGAAGUGGUAAAACUGUGCAAUUUGUUUUUCUGGUAUUUACCAUAGUAGCAACAAUAUUAUCGAUGGUUCAGAUUUUACAUAUUAUAUACCAAAUGUUUCAUGAAACAAAAGGUGUGGUGAUAGAUAAAAAGAUUAUCCAUGAAUACGUUGAAACGUUCGUGUUUUUAUUUUUUAUUGAAAUUUCUCAGAUAAUGCUGAUUAUGGGAUUUUAUGAUGUUUGCACAUUGGACUGUACUGUAGAUGCAACUGAAAUAUUAUUGGUUCUUAACGGACUAUUUUCCAUCUCUAAGGUAUCAUGGCGUUUUUUUACAAGUUGCAAAUGUUGUACGGUGUAUUGGAAGAAUCCAAUUCGUCAAUCCUCUGUCAAAAGACAUUCCAUAAGGACUGAAAGUCCACGACAUAUCGGUAGAAGAGAAAAUCCACCACUCUAUAGACACCCUGCAACACAAACCAAUAUAUCAAACAGUCCCAGCCAGACACAAAGAGACACAGAUUGUUGUAGAUCGUGUGAAUGUAGUGAAAACACCAAAACAUGCUUUAUGAUAAUUUUUUUACCGUUUCUUGUCUUGCUCAUUCCUAUUUUGCCCUGCAUACUGGUUUACUACAUCGCCAAAAAAUUUGACUGUGAUUGUGAUGUUUGUGAUUCGAAAGUUGGGGAUCCGGAAAGGGCACAAAACAAAUGGAAAUGUGAGCGGUCUUGCAAAUGCUGCAUCUUAAGAUGUUUCCCUUCCAGAUUUCCGGAACGAGACACAGAAGCUUGUGAUUGUACUUGUAAACAGUGUUUAUCUUGUGAAAAGUUUUGUAAAUGUUGUAUUGUAAGGUGUUUCCCAACAAAAUUAUCUAUCCCAAAAGACGAUGUCUUUGAAUGUAAAUGCGGCGAUUGCAUGAGCUGUGAAAGAAAUUGUCGAUGUUGUUUAGUACGUUGUUGCCCGACUCACCUUGUUCCACCUAAGUCUGAUGUCUUUACAUGUAGAUGUGGUGAUUGUAUUGCCUUUGAAAGACCUUGUAAGUGCUUUACAUUUAGAUGUUGUCCAACACACUUGAAUCCCCCUAAAAAUGACAUUUGGAAUUGUAGCUGUCGGGAAUGUUUGGCUUGUACAAUGCCUUACUGCCAAUGCUUCAUUUUUAGAUGUUUUCCUGAGUUUUUGAAACCUUCUCAUCCAGAUAUAUGUACAUGUAGAUGUGGGGAAUGUUUGUCGUGUGAUCUACCGUGCAAAUGUUUUAGUUUUCGUUGCUUUCCUGAACAUCAAAAACCUCCAAAAUCAGACUGGUUUGAAUGUACAUGUGGGGAUUGCAUGAAUUGUGAACGAAAUUGUUGCUGUUGUAUUUUACGAUGUUUUCCUUCGUAUGCAGAUGAAGAUGAUUUCUGUACAUGUAUAUUGAGAAAAUGUCUUGCAUGUCAAAAGUCUUUUGCAUGUUGUUUGUGCAGAUGUUUUCCCUCUGAACUGGAUCCCCCCAAAAUUGAAAUAUUUAAAUGCACAUGCGGAAAGUGCCUGUCGUGCGAAAAAAAAUGUUGCUGUUGUAUAAUGCGAUGUUGCCCUAGUGAUCUUCGUUCCCCAGAGGAUGAUUGGUUCGAAUGCACAUGUUGUAAAAAUUGUGUUACAAGUCAGGUACACCCUCCACCAAUGAUAUUACAACCACACCAACAAACACCACAAGCCCAACGAAUAUCGACUCCACCAUUACGUAUACCAAUACCCCAGCAAAAAUGCACAUGCGGAAAGUGCCUUUCGUGCGAAGAGAAUUGUUGCUGUUGUAUAAGACAACCACGUCUUCUAACCCCUCCAACCCGACGAAUAUCGAUUCCACCCUCACACCCACCACCAAUAUCUGUUAUUACAACACAGCCUAUACCACAACCAAGACCGGUUGUUAUUCCACAAGCAACCCCGAUUAUUAUACCACAAGUACCCAUGCUUCCGCCGCCUAAACAACGUAAACAGCUAUGCGGGAAUUGCAAUAUAAAAUGCAUAAAUUUUCUAGUUGCAGUAUUCAUACUUUUGGUUAUAGUGUUACUUCUGUUCUAUUUGUUUUUGUUGGUGGUUGAAAUUCAAUUUGUUUUUGUUUGUGUUGAAGGCGAAUGGCUGAUGCUGGCGACACAGGAAAUAUUUGUUCAAAACUAUUUGAAACUCUUUAAUGUUUAAGUACUUAAUCAGCGUGUCAUUUUGAUUUGUUAGUGCCAGAAGUGGAAUCUGUAAAAUGUGUCUACCUUUUAUAUGUAUGUGCAUAACUAAAAAUUAUUCAAUUGUUCAACAUUUGAUUUUUACUUUGUAGCCUGACACACAUUGCUUAGCAUUGUAUAUUCUUCUGUAUAAGGACACUUAUGGCUAGACUAUGCUAGUUUGUGAUAAAAUUGAGCAUGGAAAUGGGGAUGUGCACAUUUUGUUUUUAGUGUAUAUUUGAUAAUCAAUGAUACAACCAUAUUUAAUAGUUACAUUGUAUAUCAUGUAUUAUACAUUUGUAGUUGUUUUAUUUUGUCAUUGGAAGGUGAAGCAGGGGAUGGUAGUAAAAUUUGCUAUUUUUUUAAAAUCAAUCAUUUAAUCCCUUUAAACAUGAUACGUUUGUAAUAAAUCGAUUAAAACAUGGAAAACUAGGGUGAAAAAAUGUUGAAUGCACUUAAUUUAUUUUACUUCAGCGUUGACAAGUAAUAGAGUUAGUGUAGGAAUUUCAUGCGGAUCUACAGUGUUUGUAAACAAGGCCAUGUGAAUGGCCCAAAAAUGCCGAAUGACCCUAUGUAUUUAUAGUUUAAUCGAUCAUGGUGUAUUUAAAAAUUAAUGAACAGAUGAUGAUUUUUCAUUUUUUUC